UAUAACUAUUCAGAAUGGUAACGCAUUACCUGAGCUGCAGCAGUGCAACAAGUGUUGCAGCAAUUAUCACUGCCCUUUUUGCGCAGCCAGUCUGUUUAAGCCAACUAAACUGGUCAAAUUGAAAACCCAUCUUCAAAGCCACUUUACCAAGGCAGUUGUCUGUGGAGGCUUUACUAUACACAGAUGUGGACUAGGAUGUAGACCAGCACUGCAUCACCACUGUCCAUACUGUAAAACAACAAUUUUAAGGAGAAGAGAUUUUGAAACUCAUGUACAGGUUUGCAAAAACAUAAGACCUCCAACUUCAGCUGAAAUUUCAUCUCCAGCUACUGCAGCGUUGAUCACACCAGCAGAGAGAGAGACACCAUCUCCAACCAGCAGUGCUGACCACACCAUCUCCAACCAGUGCAGUGCUGACCACACAUCUCCAACCACUGCAGUGCUGACCACACCAUCUCCAACUACUACAACAUUGAUCACGCCAUCUCCGACCACACUAUCUCCAACCACUACACAACUGAAUGCACAAGCAGUCUCCUCAGGAAGGGUUCGUGUGGGGCCUGUGAUCAGAAAAAGAUGCCCAGUUUGCAAUAUCCUCAUUAAUAAAAGAAACUUAAAAAAGCACAUUGACUGCAAGCACACUGAAGAGCCAAUACAGGACAUUAAUGUCACAUUCCAUCUUGAGAGCCAGUGUAUUGACAGGACAAAUGGCAUAUUUACAGUCCUUAAAGUUAUCAAGGGUCACAGUGUUCCUCUGCAUAUUCAACUUAAGACUUGGGGAGAACACCAUAAGGUGAUUUGUGAAUCACACGAAUGUCAGGUCAACAUGGAAGUUGCACAAAGGAGUGGCCUGUCAUCAUACCAGUGCAAACACAUCCGCUCUGUAAAUUACUGCACAUCCUCUGCAGAACCAGUCUCUCUGAAAGAAGAGAUUUUAUCUGAGAUGGUGAGAGCAAAGUGGUUUAGCAAUGAAAAGAAGAUGAUUUGCCUUACUCGGCAGCAGCUUGCCAACAGCAGUGACAUACCGCUCUCUAUUCAAACUUCAAUCGGCAGCCCUGAAACAAAGAAGUUUAUUUCGGUAUUUGAACCCAGUGUCUCCUUUUACAGCCAGUUGGGGCGUGUAAUGGUGGUAUAUGAUGCAAAAUUAAACACAUGGCAUUGUCCCUGUGCCAAAUUGCGGCGCUCAUGUGUACACAAAUACGUUGCAAAGUGGCACCUUUUUCAAACCCAACGUGACUUGUUUCGAACAGUCUUCAGCAGAGAAGAAUCACCACACAAAGAACCAUACGAACAGUCUGAGAAGGAUUACAGAGAAGACAAUCCUGUUUAUCCUCCAAAAGAUCAAGGGCUAAAUAAUAUGAUAUGUUAUAUUCUUCAGCAAAAGAAAAUACCCGUUGAUCUACCAGACGAAGUGCGGGCACCAUCACAAGACAAGGAUUACCCAAGAAUCCUUUGUCCGGAUGAAUGUGUCUGUCAAAUAUGUCCAGGUGUUCCACUCAGUGAACCCAUCCUAAUUACAAAGAAGGCUAAAAUACUCACAAACUGGUCUAUAAUUGAAGAUGUUGCCACUUACUGUAAGCAGUGCCCACUGUGUGGAAUGUUUUACCGUUAUCAGGAGUGGAAAGACCACCUACAUAACUUUGAUGACCACAACAUCCUUGCCAUACCCUUAUGCCUAACCUUGAGAAGCCUUCUCCAGUACUUCCCGGUGCAUACAUCCUUGAGCAGAGCAGUUGCUUUUUUGGAAGAUUUGACAGGUUUGAAGUUUCCGGCACCGGACACAGUUCUUCAUGCCUACUUGCAUUUUGAGGCUCUUAUGGAACAUGAGUACAGAUACUCAUGUAUUACCUGUGGUGACUAUCCCCCAGUGGUGAUAAUGGAUCUACACAAAAAGGGUGUUUACCAUUUUUCUGUAAGUGAUGUAGAGGAACCUCCAGAAAACUUUCGAGGGGUUGUCAAUAUAGAAACAUUCUGGGAGGCACUAUCCAAAGAAAUGAUAUGUCGUGGAUUUGUUGCAAGUGGUGCAAAAAAUCUAUUUGCAGUUAAACCUACGUAUCACUUCUGGGCUCCUUGGAUUGGCAAGAACACACGUCGUUCUGACAGUGUGCUAAACACAGAGUAUGAAAAACUUCAUUCUUCAAAGCCUGCCUCAGAGACUGCAGAAAUUACCAUGACAGAAGAGAGGCUUAAAGAAGAACUUCAAAAGCAAAAGGUUAAUGUUAUUCGGAAACUAUGCAAAGAAUGUGGUCUGGACUCCACUGGAUCUCGGAGUGACCUCCUCUUCAGAUUGUCUAAUGAGAUGAAAUCGAGGUGGCUGGGGAGUUUAAAAUGCAAUCUUCGAGCAGAAAGCCCUCGAGAUUUUGUUGAUCUACUUUUCUCAUGGAAGCACAUGCCGAACAUCAUCAUUUAUGACUUUGCACGUGGUUUAGCAACACACGCCAAUCUAAGGGCACCAGAAAGCAUUCCUAUUCGUCCAUAUGAAGGACGCUUAGCAGAACCAACUCAAGAAAACAUUACACUUGCCAGAUCUGGAAAUCUGAAAGUGUCCUUGCCUUGGCUGGAGGAAAAAAAGAGUACAAGCGACCCUCACGGACACCCACUGACAGGAUCUUCUGAUCAUUACGUAUUAUCUGACCGUUUUCACGAGAGCCUCUUUUCCUCAAAAUGA
Molecule: messenger RNA, 2668 nt
Organism: Labeo rohita (rohu)
Lineage: Eukaryota; Metazoa; Chordata; Actinopteri; Cypriniformes; Cyprinidae
Exons: 8
Coding region: 827-2668 (613 amino acids)
Source: RefSeq, a predicted model, not a curated record